Messenger RNA from Salvia splendens (bonfire salvia), 2523 nucleotides. RefSeq names its product HIPL1 protein-like. NCBI's taxonomy places the organism in Eukaryota, Viridiplantae, Streptophyta, Magnoliopsida, Lamiales, Lamiaceae. The record is from RefSeq and is a predicted model, not a curated record. Bases 260 to 2326 code for a protein of 688 amino acids. The transcript is spliced from 7 exons.
UUACCAGUUUAUGGUGAGAGACCAAAAACACGUCAAAGGAAUAAUGUGGUGCUAAUUGUUUGAAACCAAGAAAACUUUUCUUCAUUUCAUGGAUUUCUGAACAUAAUCUCUGGUUUUUGUUUCUUCAUUUAACUUUUGAUGGUUUGAUUCUUGAUAAGUGGAGUUUUUUUGGUUUGUCCCUCUCAAUUAUCUUUAACAUAGUGACAAAAAAUUUGUUCUUUACUUUGCGGCCUAUGUUGUUUUUGGUGUAAAAUUAGGAAUGAUGGGAGGAAACCACGUUGUUAUUAGGAUUAUUCAGUUCUUCAUCUUGCUGCAGUUUCUUGAUUCUUGUCUCGCUCUCCCACUCUGCACCGAUUCGAGAGCUCCCUUUAGUUCAAAUUCAACUCUGCAGUUCUGCCCCUACAAUGGCACAGUGUGCUGCAAUUCAUAUGAUGAUUUGCUUUUGAAGAAGCAGUUUGUAUCGAUGAACAUCUCAGAUCAUGCCUGCGCUUCUCUUGUUAAAUCUAUCCUUUGCUCUAGGUGCGAUCAGUUCUCAGCUGAGCUAUUCCGAAUCGAUUCUGCACCUCGACAAGUUCCCGUGCUUUGCAGCUCACCAAACUCAACACAGACGAACCAAACUUCACUCGACUUCUGUUCAAAAGCAUGGGGCAUGUGCCAAAACGUCUCCAUUCUGCAUUCGCCCUUCGUAGUUUCAUUACAAGGCCGAGCUGGAGCUCCAACGGUCUCAAAUUCAAGCAAACUGGCUGACCUCUGGCCGUCUCAAGCAGACUUCUGUAGUGCUCUCGGUGGAGCAUCCGAUGAUGGCCUACCGUGCUUUGAUGGCAGGCCUGUCACCCUCAACGACACUGGGGCUCUUCCGGCCCCUCCAAGUGGGCUGUGCCUUGAGAAAAUCGGGAAUGGAACCUACCUCAACAUGGUUGGCCACCCUGAUGGCUCAAACCGCGCCUUCUUCUCAAACCAGCAAGGCAAGAUUUGGCUAGCGACGAUCCCUAGUCAGGGUUCCGGAGGGGUUAUGGAGCUCGAUGAGGCUACUCCUUUCCUAGACCUAACUGAUGAAGUCCAUUUCGAUGCUGAGUUUGGACUUCUCGGAAUUGCAUUCCAUCCCAAAUUCACAGAGAACGGCCGCUUCUUUGCAUCGUUCAACUGUGACAAGGCCAAGUGGCCAGAGUGCGCAGGGAGAUGCGCGUGCAACUCGGAUGUGAAGUGUGAUCCAUCAAAACUGACCCCGGAAAACGCUGCAAGUCCUUGCCAGUUUCAGAGUGUGAUAGCAGAGUUCACUGCUAAUGGAACUGCAUCACAGCCUUCAUUGGCAAACCCUUCUGAAGUGAGGAGGAUCUUCACCAUGGGGCUUCCCUUUACGUCUCACCACGCCGGGCAGAUCCUCUUCGGACCUCAAGACGGCCAUCUCUACUUCAUGAUGGGAGAUGGUGGCGGCGCAGGAGGCGAUCCGUUCAACUUUGCUCAGAACAAGAAGUCUCUACUUGGGAAGAUCAUGAGGCUUGAUGUUAAUACCAUAACAAGUGCAACGGAAGCUAGCCGGCUUGGUCUGUGGGGAAACUAUUCCAUUCCCAAAGACAAUCCCUACACACAAGACAAGGAGCUACAAAAGGAGAUAUGGGCACUUGGACUAAGAAAUCCAUGGCGCUGCAGCUUCGACUCUGCCAAGCCUUUGUAUUUCGCCUGUGCAGAAGUAGGACAGGAUCACUACGAGGAAGUGAACUUGAUCACCAAGGGUGGAAACUACGGGUGGAGCGCCUACGAGGGCCAGUACAAGUUCAACUCUUCCAUCGCAAACACCUCACUAGGCUCAACAAUCUUCCCUGUGAUGGGGUACAACCACUCUGAUGUGAACACGAAUGAGGGCUCAGCAUCCAUCACCGGUGGCUACUUCUACCGAGCCACCACAGAUCCUUGUAUGCAAGGAAGGUACUUGUUUGGAGAUCUCUAUGCAGGUGCUAUAUGGGCCGGAACAGAGAGCCCUGUCAACAGUGGCAAGUUCACAAGCAGCAAGAUCGCCUUCAGCUGCGCGGGUGACUCACCUAUGAGGUGCACGGAGGCUCCCGAGAGCUCGGCCCCUGCAUUGGGCUACAUCUUCUCGUUUGGUGAGGACAAUGACAAGGAUGUCUACCUCCUCACACAGAGCGGCGUGUACCGUGUUGUUAGUCCAAGCCGUUGCAACUAUGCGUGCGCGAAGACUGUUGCGUCUCCACCCCCUGCGGCCUCCUCGCCCCGGCCUUCCGGAGCAAUUCUUUCAAGAGCUCCCUUUGGGAUUUUGGUGGCGAUGAUGAUGUUUUUGUUUUGCUUGGUUUUGCAUGAAGUUUUCUGAGUAAUAUUUGCUGGAGCAAGUUAGUAUAGUACAAAUAAUUAUUUUAGUAUUGGGCUACUGCUUUUAAUUAUUGGGCCCUUUUGUUCGUCUUAUUGGACGAGAAAGAUAAGAGGUGUAUUUUCGAAUUGGGCUAAUGUUUGAUCAUGUAUUGGGCCGAUAUUUUAUUUAUCGUGCCAUUUUAAUAAUCUUAUUAGUAA